AAUCUUAAGUACAAGAUUCAUAACAUGUACUUCAAUAAAUAACACAUCAAAAAUGUUCCGCAAUUUUUGAUGUAAAAGAUCAAUAAAACGUUAUCUGUUGGUAUCAAUUCAUAAAUAAAGUAAAUAAUACAUCAAAAACGUUCCGCAGUCUUUGCUGUGGUAUGUAAAUCAGUAAUCAAUGAGCGGUCUAGAAUAAAUUUUCGUUUACUCAAUACGAGAAUGUCAGUAUGACAUUUUAGUCAUUUUAUAAAAACAACUAAACAUAUUCAAAUAUGAUCAAUUCUGAUCUAUCAAAAUGGAUCUUUGCAGGAAUUAUUAUUUACAUUAUUGCGAUAAUAUUAGUAAUUUGCAUAAGAAUGUUCGUAAUAACGAAGGUAAUAUGCCCCUAUAGUUCUUGCGGAAUUCAUUGUUAUAACUGUCGUUUAGAAAAUUGUGAAAAGUACUGCAGAAUGGUAAGAUUUCACAGUUUGUUCUGCUGUAAGAGAAGACACAUAGUCAACGACAAAAGCUGGUUUAAUUGUAGACGAUUGCCCAAAUGCACCUGUAAAUGUUUUUUACCCCGAUGUUACUGUCUUUGCUGCGAGUUCAUCUUCGAAAAUGAAGAAGACUUGGCAAAAGACCCAGUAGUAAUCGGAGACCCUUAAUUAUAGAAAUAAUAAUAAACCCACGCCCC
Molecule: messenger RNA, 673 nt
Organism: Agrilus planipennis (emerald ash borer)
Lineage: Eukaryota; Metazoa; Arthropoda; Insecta; Coleoptera; Buprestidae
Exons: 3
Coding region: 273-644 (123 amino acids)
Source: RefSeq, a predicted model, not a curated record